UUCCCUUCCAUAUCAAAGUUUUAGUUUCUUGUUAGAAUUGUUUUCAAGUUAAUCAAGUAAUUAAGAGGAUGUUAGUGCAACAUGUGGUGGAGUCCAUCAAGGACAAGCUCUUUGAGGAGAAGAACGUGAUGAUGGUGAAGAAGGUGAAGGGCACUGUUGUGUUGAUGAAGAAGAAUGUCUUAGAUUUCACUGAUUUCCAUGCUUCUUUUCUUGAUCGUCUGCAUGAGUUAUUGGGUCAAGGUGUCUCAUUUCAUCUUGUCAGUUCCACCGUAGGUGAUCCAAAUAAUAGGAACCGAGGGAAGAUUGGAGCUCCGGCAUAUCUUGAAAAAUGGAUAACAACUUUGACAUCGAUAGCUGCCGGAGAGUCAAGAUUCGAGGUUACAUUCGAAGUCGAUGAGAAUGAUGGUGUCCCUGGUGCUGUCAUUGUAAAGAACAACCACCAUUCAGAGUUCUAUCUCAAGACUUUGACUUUGGAAGAUUUCCCGGGCCAUGGUGAUAUUCAUUUUAUUUGUAACUCUUGGGUCUAUCCUACUAACAAGUAUAAAUAUGAUCGUAUUUUCUUCAUUAAUCAUACAUAUCUCCCUGGCCAAACGCCAGAAACACUUGUGCCGUAUAGAGAAGAAGAGCUUAUACAUCUCCGCGGAGAUGAUGUCACCGGAGAGCUCCAAGAACAUGACCGAGUUUAUGCUUAUGACUACUACAAUGAUCUUGGGCAACCGGACAAAGGGCCGGAAUACGUCCGGCCAGUCCUUGGUGGCUCAAGUGAAUACCCUUACCCUCGCCGUGGCCGCACUGGCCGGCCUCAUACCCUUUCCGAUCCCAAAACUGAAACAAGACUACCAUUACUGAGCUUGGACAUAUAUGUCCCAAGAGAUGAGAGAUUUGGACACUUGAAAAUGUCUGAUUUUCUUGGCUAUGCUCUCAAAGCUAUUGUCCAAUCACUCCUUCCAAGCUUAGAAGCACUUGUGGACAUGACACCCUUUGAAUUUGAUACUUUCCAAGAUGUUCUUAAUCUCUAUGAAGGAGGGAUUGAGUUGCCUGAUAUUCCAGAAAUCAAUGAAAUCAAAGAUGGGAUUCCUUUGGAAAUGAUCAAAGAGCUUGUUCGCAGUGAUGGAGAGCACUUGCUCAAGCUCCCUUUGCCCCAAGUUAUUCAGAAGAACAAGUUUGCAUGGAGAACAGAUGAAGAAUUCGGCAGAGAAAUGCUUGCAGGUGUUAAUCCAGUGAUCAUAAGAAGACUCGAAGAAUUCCCACCAACCAGCAAGCUUGAUCCAGAGACUUACGGCAACCAUAAGAGUUCUAUAACUUCAGCUCAUAUUAAGAAAAACUUAGAAGGAUUAACUGUUGAUCAAGCACUGAAUAGUAACAAGCUCUUCAUCUUGGAUCACCAUGACAUGCUGAUGCCUUACUUGAAUCGGAUCAAUGAAACAUCAACCAAAAUCUAUGCCACAAGAACUCUGUUGUUCCUCAAAGAAGACGGAACUCUGAAACCGAUAGCGAUUGAGCUGAGCUUACCGGAUCCCAGAGGAGAAGAACAUGGAGCUGUGAAUCAAGUCUACACUCCUGCUGAACAUGGUGUUCAAGGAUCAAUAUGGCAACUAGCUAAAGCUUAUGCUGCAGUUAAUGACUCUGGAGUUCAUCAACUUAUAAGUCACUUUUUGAACACUCAUGCAGUGAUAGAACCGUUUGUGAUAGCAACUAACAGACAGCUGAGCGUGAUGCACCCAAUCCACAAGCUUCUCAGUCCUCACUACCGUGACACAAUGAACAUCAAUGCAUUGGCUCGCCAUAUCCUAAUCAACGCUGGUGGAAUACUUGAACUCACUGUCUUUCCUGGCAAGUAUGCAAUGGAGAUGUCUUCUGUUGUUUAUAAGAGCUGGAAGUUCACUGAACAAGGCCUCCCUGCUGAUCUACUCAAAAGAGGAGUGGCAGUGGAGGAUAAAACACAGGCUAAUAAGAUAAGGUUGUUGAUCAGGGAUUACCCGUACGCAGUGGAUGGGCUGGAAAUUUGGUUUGCUAUUAAAAAGUGGGUGAGUGAUUACUGCAGUAUUUACUAUAAGAGUGAUGGUGAAGUUCAAGGUGACACUGAGCUGCAACAAUGGUGGAAAGAGGUGGUUGAGGUUGGACAUGGUGAUAAGAAGAAUGAAGAAUGGUGGCCAAACAUGGACAAGAUCUGUGAGCUUGUGGAGUCAUGCACAACCAUCAUAUGGAUAGCUUCAGCUCUCCAUGCUGCAGUUAACUUUGGGCAAUAUCCAUAUGCCGGUUAUCUUCCGAACAGGCCGACGAUAAGCCGGAGACUAAUGCCGGAGCCAGGGAGCAAAGAGUAUGAAGAGUUGGAGAGGAAUCCUGAUGGAGUUCUCUUGAAAACAAUCACAAGCCAACUUCAAACCAUACUUGGUGUGUCAUUGAUAGAGAUACUGUCAAGGCAUUCUUCAGAUGAAGUUUAUUUGGGACAAAGAGACACAAAAGAGUGGACUAGUGAUGGCAAAGCAUUGGAAGCAUUCAGAGAGUUUGGAGAAAGAUUAGUUGAGAUUGAGAACAAGAUUAUUAACAUGAAUGAAGAUGAGAGCUUGAAGAACAGGAAUGGACCAGUGGAAAUGCCUUACACUUUGUUGUAUCCUAAUACAUCUGAUUUUACUAGAGUUGGUGGACUUACAGGGAGAGGAGUUCCCAAUAGUGUUUCUAUAUGAUUUAAUUACUAUAUUGGAGAAGAAGAUGAUUAAUUUAUGUAAUUAAGAUUUUUAUAUGUAUGUUAAUGACCUGUGGUUUUGUUUCUAAUUGUUUGUGUUAAUUAAUUGAAGACUUUGGAGCUGAAAAAAAUGUAAUGAAGAUGAUGAAUAGUAUGUGAAUGUUUGAAUGUAUGUUUGCAGGUUUUAUGUUUGUAGAUUUUAUGUUUGGUUCAUUUAGUUUGCGUAUGUGAAAUAAUGGAGGGCUAGGAUUGCUUUAGAUUAGAUUGUGUUUCAAGUUCGAGGCAUGGAGAGCUUUUGCUGGAAUGUUAAGUCAAGGGCUAUGUUUGUAAUUUUCUAUAUGUUGUAGUAUGUUAUAAUAUUUUGGCUGGUGAAUGAAAGUGAUGAGAGUGUUUUUUGAGCUA
Molecule: messenger RNA, 3088 nt
Organism: Dioscorea cayenensis subsp. rotundata (Guinea yam)
Lineage: Eukaryota; Viridiplantae; Streptophyta; Magnoliopsida; Dioscoreales; Dioscoreaceae
Product: probable linoleate 9S-lipoxygenase 5
Exons: 5
Coding region: 69-2687 (872 amino acids)
Biological process (GO): lipid oxidation
Molecular function (GO): metal ion binding; oxidoreductase activity, acting on single donors with incorporation of molecular oxygen, incorporation of two atoms of oxygen; protein binding
Source: RefSeq, a predicted model, not a curated record